UUUUCCGUCACCACCGUACGAAAAAUGGCCACGCCAUCGGUCCCCUACAUCGGCUCUCGCAUCGUCCUCAUCUCCAAGAGCGAGAUCAGGUACGAGGGCACGCUCGGCUCGGUCGACACGGCCGCCUCGACUGUCAAGCUGCACCAGGUACGCUCUUUUGGCACGGAAGACCGCAAGACCGAGGGCGUCAUCCCAGCGUCGUCGCAGAUUUACGAGUAUAUCAUCUUUCGCGGCGCCGACAUCAAGGAUCUGCAUGUGUGCGAGUCGACCGCCUCGCAGCCCGCGGCCGCCACGUCGGUCACGUCUGCGGCACCCGAGCAAGCGCCAGAGGCGCUGCCUCCGAGGCCGGCGGCAGCGGCCUCGGAGGCAGCGCCGGCGUGGGGCGCCAACCCGUCGCAGGCCAGCGCCGCGGCGCCGGCGCCGGCGGCUCCUCGCACCCAGGGCCAGAACAAGGCCCGCGGCGGCCGAGCGCAGCCGGGCAUGCCGCGCCCGGCGCCGAAUGGCUCUGCAAACGGCCAUGCGGAGGAGUUUGAUAUCCAGGCCAUGCUCGCGGGCUUCGACAAGGGGAUGGUGAUGCAGGAGGCGAGCGAGCGCGUCAAGACGACGACCGCGUACAACCCAAAGGUCUCCAUGUUCGACACGCUCGACGAGGAGGUUGCAGAGGAGGGCGGCCGCAAGGGCGGCCGCGCGUUCCGCGCGGAGAUGCGCAAGAACGACAUCAGUACGUUUGGGGAAGACAUGAUCAAGGAGGCGGACCGGCGCGCGAGGGUAAAGGGCAGCGGGCCGGCGGCGGCGCUGCCGGCAGCAGUACUGGAGCUGCCGCCGCCGCAGCGUGGCUCGCCGCGGGCGUUGUCGUGGCCGCAUAGCGCGCAUACCCACGGCGCGGCACCCGCGAGGCAGAGGUCGCAGUCGCAGUCGAAGAAGAAGUGCCUGUGGGGAGCGGCCUGCGCAGCCUGGCGCGUCGCGUCGCCGCCGGCUGCCGAGGGUCGGCAGCCGCUCGAGUCGAUCUCCCACGCCGCGUUUGGCGAGCAGGAGUGGUUGAACAUGGCGAUCGAUGCCUAG
Molecule: messenger RNA, 1062 nt
Organism: Emiliania huxleyi CCMP1516
Lineage: Eukaryota; Haptophyta; Isochrysidales; Noelaerhabdaceae
Exons: 7
Coding region: 25-1062 (345 amino acids)
Biological process (GO): P-body assembly; cytoplasmic stress granule assembly
Cellular component (GO): P-body
Molecular function (GO): mRNA binding
Source: RefSeq, a predicted model, not a curated record